AUGUACGGUUUUGAGGCUCUCACGUUCAACAUUAACGAUGGUUACCUGGAGGCGAUCGUGCGAGGGUACCGGUCAGGGCUGCUGACAGCCGCUGAUUACAACAACCUGUGCCAGUGCGAGACGCUAGACGACAUUAAGCUCCACCUCACGGGGACGGACUAUGGAGGCUUUUUACAAAACGAGCCGUCUCCGCUGCAUACGACGACUAUCGUCGACAAGUGCACGCAGAAGCUGGUGGACGAAUUCGACCACAUGCGCUGCCAGGCCACCGAGCCUCUCUCCACCUUCCUCGACUACAUCACUUACGGCCACAUGAUCGACAACGUGGUGCUCAUUGUGAGCGGUGCGCUACACGAGAGGGACGUGCACGAGCUGCUGGAGAAAUGCCACCCGCUCGGCAUGUUUGACAGCAUCGCUACCCUAGCUGUUGCUCAGAACAUGAGGGAGCUGUACCGCCUGGUGCUGGUGGACACACCCCUUGCUCCCUACUUCUCUGAAUGCAUCACCUCUGAGGAUCUGGACGACAUGAACAUUGAGAUCAUGCGGAACACCCUUUACAAGGCGUACCUUGAGGACUUCUACAAGUUCUGCAAGCGUGUGGGGGGGGCAACUGCAGAGAUCAUGUGUGACCUUCUUGCCUUCGAGGCAGACAGACGUGCUGUCAGCAUCACCAUCAACAGUAUUGGCACUGAGCUCACUCGAGAUGACCGAAGAAAGCUCUACUCCAACUUUGGCCUCCUUUACCCGUAUGGUCAUGAAGAGCUUGCUAUCUGCGAAGAUUUUGAUCAGGUGCGGGCAGCCAUGGAGAAGUACCCUCCGUAUGCGGCCAUCUUUGCCAAGCUGUCAUUUGGGGAGAGCCAGAUGCUGGACAAGGCGUUCUACGAGGAGGAGGUCAAGCGCCUCACACUCUCGUUUGACCAGCAGUUCCACUAUGGUGUGUUCUUCGCCUAUGCCCGGUUGAGGGAGCAAGAGAUUCGCAACCUGAUGUGGAUAUCGGAGUGUGUGGCUCAGAAUCAGAAGUCUCGCAUUCACGACGGCAUUGUCUUCAUAUUCUGA
Closterium sp. NIES-65 is the source of this 1056-nucleotide messenger RNA. The record is from the annotation of a GenBank genome assembly. NCBI's taxonomy places the organism in Eukaryota, Viridiplantae, Streptophyta, Zygnematophyceae, Desmidiales, Closteriaceae.